AUGGCCGUGCACAGCAACCGAUCGGCUUAUGGCCCGUUCGAUGAUGGGGAACUCGUGGGACAAAAGCGCACCGAUAGCACCGCAGAGGAUGCGGAGGAGCCAGCUAUGUCUGCCGUGAAGUCCUGGAACAGCUCAUGCACCGAAAAGAGCUGCGCAGAGCAGCACUCCAUGUUGUCGCUUCGGGGAGAGGAAUCCCGGUGGAUGAUCCCGCGACAGGAACUCCAGCUUCAGAAGGAGCUCAGCCGGACGCUGAAGAGCACCCUUUACCGUGCAAGCUGGCAUGGGACGGAGGUGGUGGUGAAGUGCGCGGGUCUGCACGAUGCCCAUGCAGCCCUGGCCAUGUCGAAUACUGGCGCUCUUAAGUCCGGAUCCAUCCCAGAGGAGACGGAAACCAUGGAGAUCGCGGCUGAGCUGCUCCACGAGAUUGACAUUCUGUCAUCCAUGAGGCAUCCCGACAUGGUUAUGUUCAUCGGGGCCUGCUUGGACCCGGAGCUUCCUAUCAUGUGUGUGACGGAGUUUAUGCCUGGUGGUGACCUAGAGAGCUACUAUGCUUCACAGAGGCAGAAGCACGACAGUGCCGUUUGGAGUCCGCGGCUAAGCACGGUCCUGGACUGGGGCUCGGCCGUAGCCAGAGCGCUCGUCUUUCUGCAUUCCCGGAAGAUGGUACACCGGGAUCUGAAACCUAUGAACCUGUUGUUGAGCAAGCACCUUGAGGUCAAGGUCUCAGACUUCGGCAUCAGCAGAAUGCUCUCUCUCAGCGAUGCUUACAGCAUGACAGGUGGCGUUGGGAGCUGGCGGUACAUGGCUCCAGAGGUGGUAAGGCAUCAGGCCUAUGAUGAGAAGGUCGACAUCUACGCCCUGGGAUUGAUCCUUUACUUUAUGAACUCUGGCUGUGCGCCCUUCCACCAGCUCGGGCGUGACCCUGAGCGGAUUCUCAUUGAGUUUCAAGCAGGUAAGGAGCCUCGACCGGUGGUCGCUGAUUGCAGCUUGCGAUUGCGCCCACUCGUGGCAUCCGCAUGGCAUGUUGACCCAGGCCAGCGCCCCUCCGCAGAGCACAUCCUCGAGUGGCUCGGGCGAGUAUCACAGCAAACAUCUUGCGGACCCUGCCGACAGAUGUGA
This is a messenger RNA of Symbiodinium sp. CCMP2592, 1119 nucleotides long. The record is from the annotation of a GenBank genome assembly. NCBI's taxonomy places the organism in Eukaryota, Dinophyceae, Suessiales, Symbiodiniaceae.